Molecule: messenger RNA, 1947 nt
Organism: Carica papaya (papaya)
Lineage: Eukaryota; Viridiplantae; Streptophyta; Magnoliopsida; Brassicales; Caricaceae
Gene: HEXO2
Product: beta-hexosaminidase 2
Biological process (GO): carbohydrate metabolic process; glycosaminoglycan metabolic process
Cellular component (GO): membrane
Molecular function (GO): beta-N-acetylhexosaminidase activity
Source: RefSeq, a predicted model, not a curated record
AUUUUUAACUUCAAAAUUUUCAGGACGGCAACCUCCUCUCCCUCCAUAAAUACACCAAUCUUUCAGACCUUCACUCUGCAACUCCAAUGGCGACUCCUACUUAUAAAUCAAUCUUCUCUCUCACCAUCUUCACACUCUUCCUCUCAUUCUCCAUUUCCCCAUCAACCCAAUACUCCAUUAACGUCUGGCCAAAACCCACAUUCUUCUCAUGGCUAAAACCAGAAGCCACUCUUCUCUCCCCCAACUUCACCAUCACCUCCCCCUCCCACCCCCAUCUUGCCCCCUCUGUCAACCGUUACCUUCAUCUAAUCACCACAGAGCAUCACCACCCACUCAUUCCCCCUCCUGUAAAUCUCAUCCCCUCAUCUCCUCCCCUCCAAACACUCUCCAUCACCAUUUCCGAUCUCUCCAUUCCACUCCACCACGGUGUCAACGAGUCCUACACUCUCACCAUCCCCUCCGGUAACUCCAUUGCCCAUCUCUCGGCAGCUACUGUCUGGGGCGCCAUGCGAGGGCUCGAGACGUUCUCCCAAGUUGUUUGGGGAAACCCGUCGAGGGUGGCUGCGGGAUUGAGUGUUUGGGAUUCUCCCAUUUUUGGGCACAGAGGGAUUAUGUUGGAUACUUCGAGGAAUUAUUAUGGAGUUGGGGAUAUAUUGAGGGUGAUUGAAGGGAUGAGUUGGAAUAAGAUGAAUGUGUUUCAUUGGCAUAUUACUGAUUCACAUUCGUUUCCGCUUGUGCUGCCGUUGGAGCCUGAGCUUGCUGCAAAAGGCUCUUAUGGGUCCGACAUGAUUUAUUCUCCUGAUGAUGUUUCAAGGAUUGUUGAGUUUGGUUUGGAUCAUGGAGUCAGAGUUCUUCCAGAGAUUGACUCUCCUGGUCACACAGGAUCAUGGGCAGAAGCUUACCCAGAAAUUGUGACAUGUGCAAACAUGUUUUGGUGGCCAGCUGAGAGUGACUGGUCUGAGCGGCUUGCAUCUGAGCCAGGAACUGGCCAUCUCAACCCUUUGAAUCCCAAGACUUAUCAAGUCCUCAAAAACGUGAUCCAUGAUGUAUCCACCUUAUUCCCUGAACCAUUUUACCAUGGAGGAGCUGACGAGAUUAUCCCUUGUUGCUGGAAAGCUGAUCCAACAAUCCGGUCCUUUCUCUCCAAUGGAGGAACCCUGAGUCAGCUACUUGAGAAGUUUGUCAACUCCACACUGCCUUACAUUAUCUCCCUUAACAAGACUGCUGUGUAUUGGGAGGAUGUUUUGCUGGAUGAAAAUGUGAAGGUGGAUUCUUCGUUUCUUCCACGUCAACAUACCAUUUUGCAGACAUGGAACAAUGGCCCUAACAAUACUAAGAGAAUAGUUUCUGCUGGAUACAGAGCAAUUGUAUCUUCUUCUGAUUACUACUACUUGGACUGCGGCCAUGGUGAUUUUCUUGGCAAUAACAGCCAGUAUGAUCUGCCUCCAAGGAGUAAUAACUCGAAAGACGGUGGAUCAUGGUGUGGACCCUUUAAAACCUGGCAAACGAUAUACAAUUAUGAUAUAACGGAUGGGUUGAGUAAAGAGGAAGCUGAGUUGGUAUUGGGUGGGGAAGUGGCUUUGUGGUCUGAGCAGGCAGACCCAACAGUUUUGGAUGCUAGACUUUGGCCAAGAGCUGCUGCAAUGGCGGAGACAUUGUGGUCUGGAAACCGGGAUGAAAAGGGUAUGAAGAGAUAUGCGGAGGCGACUGAUAGGUUGAAUGAAUGGAGGCAUAGAAUGGUGAGUAGAGGGAUUCAGACUGAACCUAUUCAGCCACUUUGGUGUAUAAGGAACCCAGGCAUGUGUAACACUGUUCAUCCAACUGAUACUUAGAACAUCAACUACCUUAAGUCUCCCAACCAAGUUAAAAGACAGAGCAGAGAACACAGGCUUCAAUUCCUGUCAAAAUUGAUUCCAUUGUCACUUUCGAUUUUCAUAUUGCUAUAUA